CCCGCCUUGCUCGGUCGUGCAUUCAUGAUCAAGAUGAUCCUUAUUUCAAUCCUUGCGUUACUACAUUCUAGUACCAUUGCUUCGGCCCAAAAAAUGUGCUCAGGAUUUGACUUCACUCGGCACAUUGACUACCGUUUAGAAUGUGGGAUUUUCAGAACUCUGGUCGCAGACCAAAUCAAAUGCCAAAAAACUUGUGUCGAUACUUUACGUUGCUUCUCAGUGAACGUAUACCGACUAGAGAACGGAACUAACAUUUGUGAGCUAAUAAGGAAGUCGAAAGAUUCUAGAAGAGAAAGUGCUUGCUUUGUCAAGAAAUAUGGAACUGAACACAACGAACUUGUGACCUCGAGAAACAAUUGUCCAUCCCAAACGAACAGCUGUCAUUUCGACCAGCAGAGGAAAGCACUUCCUGAUGACUGGUAUCAACUCGGAACCACUGCCUACAAACUGUUUUUUAAACCACUUCCCUGGCACAAGGCAUCUGAAGCUUGCAAAUCCAAAGGAGCAAAGCUGGUACAGAUAAAGAACGAAGGAGAAAAUCGCUUUAUCGCGGAAACCUUGUUGCCUGAUCUUCGAAGACCUGGAACGCAAUUACCCGACAGUAUGAAACCCUUAGCAUAUUGGAAAUUGGAUGGAACUGAUACGAACGUGCAACUUUUUGGUGAUUCCAAGUACAAAAAAGAUGUCGAUGGUAAAACCACUGUCCUCAAUCUACCUGCCACUGCAAGCUCAUAUGGCGAGACACCAUCUUUUGAUAUUCGAAGCUCUAGUUUUACUAUGGCUGUGUGGACGAACAUGAACCAAGGAGCCACAUACUUGUAUUCUCGUUGGGGCGGCGGUAUUGAACAUUUCGCCUAUGGAUUCAGUGAUGCAAAAUAUAUCUUGCAGUUUAAAGAUGAAUUGGGGAAAAAGGACUUUGAGAAAAAGAUCCCUGCUUACUACAAAAGAUGGACUCACUACACUGCAGUAUGGAACAGGAACACAGGCACUGCCACCCUAUACGUCAAUGCCAACAAAUUACAUGAGGUCAAACUAACAACAGGAGUAGAUUACAGCUCAGCAUCCGCUGCCAAAGCUAACCUUCCACCCCUUGCACCAGCAUUCGAUAUCGGGUACUACAGGGGUGUCAAUUACCGUAUGAAUGGCAGCCUGAGCCAGAUGUACCUGUUUGAUCGUGCGCUCGAAAGUGAAGAAGUAGAAAAAAUAAGAGAUGCCGCUUACAUGGGCAACAGCGCCUGGAUCGGUCUAAAUGACAUCAACACUGAAGGACGAUACAUGAUAGAUGACUCUCGAGUUGCGAGCUACAUUAACCUCGCCCCAGGCCAAAUAGCAAACGACGUCCAAGACUGUGUGUCAAUGAGAGCCUGGGAUGAAGGCAGGAUGGACGUCAAUCAUUGUCUAUACACGGCGUUGCCGUAUAUCUGCAUGAAACAAGUAUAAAGACAUUUCUCAUACUCAUUAAUAAUGCAUGAGGAAACCAACCAAUCAACGGGCUAU
This is a messenger RNA of Actinia tenebrosa (Australian red waratah sea anemone), 1497 nucleotides long. RefSeq lists its product as uncharacterized. The record is from RefSeq and is a predicted model, not a curated record. NCBI's taxonomy places the organism in Eukaryota, Metazoa, Cnidaria, Anthozoa, Actiniaria, Actiniidae.